Messenger RNA from Dibothriocephalus latus, 396 nucleotides. NCBI's taxonomy places the organism in Eukaryota, Metazoa, Platyhelminthes, Cestoda, Diphyllobothriidea, Diphyllobothriidae. The record is from the annotation of a GenBank genome assembly.
AUGCAGGCGAUCAAAUGUGUCGUCGUUGGGGAUGGCGCAGUCGGAAAGACAUGCCUUCUUAUAAGUUAUACGUCAAACGCAUUCCCCGGGGAAUACAUCCCGACUGUGUUUGACAACUACUCGGCAAAUGUGAUGGUGGAUGGUAAACCCGUCAAUCUCGGAUUGUGGGAUACAGCCGGUCAGGAGGAUUAUGACCGGCUGCGACCCCUCUCUUACCCACAAACUGACGUUUUCCUCGUAUGCUUCUCACUCGUAAGUCCAGCAUCGUUUGAGAAUGUUCGAGCCAAGUGGCUGCCCGAGGUGCGUCAUCACUGCCCAAAUACGCCAAUCAUUCUGGUCGGCACAAAACUCGAUCUCCGUGAUGACCAGGACACCAUCGAAUUUCUCAAAAGCAAA